AUGACUAUGAGAACAAGACUUUUACGGCGUAGGAAUAUAAUUCGCACUUUAAAAAAGUGGAUCCCCAAGCUUCGGUUUAUUUUAUUUGCUGUUGGAGUCACUUGGUUGUUCGUUUUACCUUCAAAGCAGUAUAGCAAGCGUACCUAUAUCUCGGAAAAUGCUUUGCUACCGGGACAGGUAAAGACGUAUUAUAGCUGGUCAGAGGUCAAUGAAGCUAGUGUGUAUGCCGAGUCGAUAGAGUCGCUGGUGAAUGCUAGUAGCCUGGAAAAGGCAGCAGCUAUCGAAAGAGAAUUGAGAAAAUCGGGGUUCAAAACUGCAACACAGAAUUUCACUGUGAAUAUUCUUGGAAAGCCGAUAACCGGUGUGAAUGUUUUCGCUAUUCUUAACGCUCCAAGGGGAGAUGGUACUGAAGCACUGGUGUUGAGUGCGCCUUGGAAAUCAAAAGAUGGGAUCACGGAUAAUAUAAAUGGAGUUGCGGCCGCACUUUCGAUAGGGAAUUCCCUGAAAAAGUAUACAUAUUGGUCAAAGGAUAUCAUUCUUUUAAUAUCUGAUGGAGCCGAAAUCGGAGUCCAAGCGUGGUUGGAGGCUUAUCACGAUUAUCAGAGAUCAGACAUGAUAGGUUCUCCUUUACUCUUGCGCUCGGGCGCAAUUCAAGCAGCUGUGAAUUUGGAUUUUCCUGGUACCCAUUCGUAUCGUGCGCUGGGCUUGUUCUUUGAGGGGUUGAAUGGCCAAUUGCCUAAUCUCGAUCUGUUAAAUAUCGUCGUGCGCAUCUGUCGCGUCUCUGCUUAUAUUCCUGUCAUGCUUCAUGAGACUGGGCAUAUUUACCAGUAUAAUGAUGAUUAUGGAGAUUACAAGUCAUCGCUCCAUAAUUUAAUAACAACAAUGAAAUUCCAGGCAUUAGGACAUCCAACCGGGAAUCAUGGUUUAUUUCUAAGAUACAAAAUCGACGCGAUUACGUUGUACGGGAAAGUGGAUGAGGAAGUUAAUCAGCAGAAAUUUCGAUUCUAUGAAAUUGGAUCUGUAGUCGAAUCCACGUUUCGAAGUUUGAAUAAUCUACUCGAACAUUUCCACCAAUCUUUCUUCUUCUAUUUGCUACCGAGUCCCGAACGAUACAUAUCUAUAGAUCACGCUUUAGCAUUAUGGGCUUCUACCGGAGAUGACCCUAACAUCCAAUCAGCACCAUCUUCAUCCGUUACUGUGACCGCUACCCCUGGUUCGUCCAAAGAUGCCAAACAUACGGUCGAUGACUUGGCUGUAGCAUUGCCCUACAACAGGCGACCACGCAGAAUCGCAUUCCCCUUGGCAGUAUUAAUUGGGACACAUGCGGCUGGAUUGGUUAUUCUAUUCGUUGUCAAAAAUCACUUUGACAUAAGUCGUCUCGCAGAAUUGUUCGGGAUUCCGGGAUAUUUAUCUACACUCAGCCUUACUUCAUCGAUCUCAAUAGUGACGACUUCAGUAUUAGUGACGACGCUCGAAUCGCGCUCGCUUGCCAAUUCUCGCUCUCAACCUUUGCGCCCUGCUAACCUCACUCCAUCGCCCGAUUGGGCUGUAUUAAAAUGCUUUAGUCUUGCAUAUACGGGAAUGAUAAUCUCGUGUCUGUCGGUUCUCAAUUAUAGCCUGGCAGUAUUUGUCGCCUUGGCAGUUGUGAUUCCAUUCUCAUUGUUCCGACCAACCGAGCAACAGUUACUGAGAGCAUUACAACUAUUUGUGCUUUUGGUAAUAUCUCCACCCGGAUUAUUAUUACUAUCAGGUGUCGACAUAAGGGCGUUCUUGGAAUGGCAGUUAUCGGAAUAUUUGGUACUUGGAAAUUACUUACUGCCUUUUGUGUGUUGUACGUACUGGCCGACUAUACUGGCAUAUGGAAUUAUUGUGUUUGCACCCGUUAGGUAA
Molecule: messenger RNA, 1890 nt
Organism: Paraglomus brasilianum
Lineage: Eukaryota; Fungi; Glomeromycota; Glomeromycetes; Paraglomerales; Paraglomeraceae
Source: the annotation of a GenBank genome assembly